GAAGUUGAUGGCCGAAGAGCAUGCCGUCUGUUUUAAUGGGAAUACUCUUGAAAAUUCUUUUUGCUAUUUAGAAUAAUAUGCUUCUCAUGUGAGCUCUCAGGAAGUAAUUAUCCUUGUGCACCACAUAUGCAGUGAGAACUGAAAUUCUCUGGCCUUUCAAAUGCAAAGUAUCCCAUGAAAUUGUUGCCCAGAGAAUCCUCAGGCAGCUGCAGUUUCCUUCUCCCUUGUGAUGAAGAGCACUUCUGUUUUUUAGCUCUUUUUGGGGUGUGUUCUGUGCAGUUAGGCUUACCUGCAUUCGAUGUUUUUCACACUAAUGUCUGAUUAACUGUACUUUCAAGAUACUUGGAAAGUGAUUAUGAAAGAGUUUCAAUUUAGCAAUUACAGCAUCUGGGGUGCACAUACACUUAAAGGCAGUACCUGUCAUACUUUAAGUGAGAUUUUCAUUGACCUUUUCUAUCUCAAAAUGGGGUAAUACAGGCGACCUCGCAGACCAUUUUUUCUAGUGUUACUGUCUCAAAAGAAAUCAACCAAAGGUAAAUAGAAAUGUAACAGGUUAUUACUGUUAUGUAAGUUUCCCAUAGUAGCUAAAUCUUUACUUCAAGUGGGAUUCGAGUGAUGCAGACAGAUCUAAUUCUUCAAUCAUCAGAACUUCCCUUAUUGCACACAGCAACACAGUAAAUGAACUUAUUUGAAUGUGGACUUAUUUAAAUGAACUUAUUCCUAUGGAGGUGCUCACAUCAUGCAGGUGCUUUAGUUAAUUACAUUCUGUAAUCCAGCAUCACAACAGCCAUGUAUCAUCCUUGAAGCUUUAGCACAAGCACUUUAGAAAGAAGGGGAAAAGAUCCUGCCAAGAACCUGGAUAUUUCCUGGCUUUUGGCCCUGUAUCUCUUGGAAAACUGACACUUGAUUUCUCCUGACCUGGGAACUUCAGCAGGGCUGUUGAGCACAUUUCCAGUGCUUCUGGCACGUUAAGCUCGUGGCAAAUGGUCCUUUCAGGUGCUCUGCCUCACCCACUGUGGUUUUGUGGGAAAACAAGGCCGUUGCUGAUAGCUCAUAACUUACUUCACACCAGGUGUGAUUAAUGUGAUCACAUGCUGUAAUUAAGGUGAUGUAAUAAGGAAUCUUGGAAACGACUGAAUUUUUUGAAGCCUAGGAGGGCACAUUUAUUUUUUUGGCAUCUUUGCUUCCCAGCUGCAGGAGGGAAAAGCCAUCCAUCCCCCUGUGCUGGAAUUAAUUGAAAUGACCCGUGGCAGGAGUUGUGCUGGCUGUGAGCAGAGGCAGAUUCCUGCACUGGAAAGAGCAUGUAUAUCUUUAGGAUCCAAGACCCGAGCCAUUGGGAAUGCAGCAAAGAGCCAGAUCAUCACAAAUGUAAAAAAUGCAGUCCAUGGCUUCAAAAAACUGCAUGGAAGAGCAUUUGAAGAUCCUUACAUCCAAGCUGAGAGGGCCAAACUUCCCUAUGAGCUUCAGAAGAUGCCAAAUGGCUCUGUAGGAGUAAAGGUGAGGUACCUGGAUGAAGAGAGACUGUUUGCAGUGGAACAGAUCACAGGAAUGCUGCUGGCCAAGCUGAAGGAGACUUCAGAAAGUGCUCUGAAGAAACCAGUGGCUGACUGUGUGAUUUCAGUCCCCAGUUUCUUCACUGAUGCUGAAAGAAGGUCUGUAAUGGCAGCUGCACAGAUUGCAGGAUUAAAUUGUCUGAAGCUGAUGAAUGAAACUACAGCAGUUGCAUUAGCCUAUGGAAUAUACAAGCAAGAUCUGCCAGCCUUGGAAGAGAAGCCAAGAAAUGUGGUCUUUGUAGAUAUGGGGCAUUCUGCAUAUCAGGUUUCCAUCUGUGCUUUUAACAAGGGAAAACUGAAGGUCUUGGCCACUACCUUUGACCCUUUCGUAGGUGGCAGGAAUUUUGAUGAGGCUUUGGUAGAUUACUUCUCUGAAGAAUUUAGGACAAAAUACAAGCUGAAUGUAAAAGAGAACCCCCGAGCCCUGCUGCGAUUGUAUCAGGAAUGUGAGAAGCUCAAGAAGCUGAUGAGCGCCAACGCCUCCGACCUUCCCCUCAACAUCGAGUGCUUCAUGAACGACCUGGAUGUCUCCAGUAAGAUGAACAGAGCUCAGUUCGAGCAGCUGUGUGCUGCCCUUCUGGCCAGAGUGGAGCCUCCCCUAAGAGCAGCCAUGGAUCAAGCCAAACUUCAGCGUGAAGAUAUCUACAGUAUAGAAAUAGUAGGUGGGGCUACUAGAAUUCCAGCAGUGAAGGAACAGAUCUCUAACUUUUUCUGUAAAGAGAUAAGCACCACCCUAAAUGCUGAUGAAGCUGUUGCAAGAGGCUGUGCCUUGCAGUGUGCAAUUCUUUCUCCAGCUUUUAAAGUGCGUGAGUUUUCCAUCACAGAUGUUGUUCCUUACUCCAUAACAUUGAGAUGGAAAUCAUCUUAUGAAGAAGGAACAGGGGAGUGUGAAGUCUUCAGUAAGAACCAUGCUGCUCCAUUCUCAAAAGUAAUUACCUUCCACAAGAAAGAGCCUUUUGACUUGGAAGCUUAUUAUACCCAUCCACACGAAGUGCCUUAUCCUGAUUCCAGAAUAGGGCGUUUCACCAUUCAGAACGUGAGUCCCCAGCACGACGGCGACAACUCCAAGGUGAAGGUGAAAGUGCGAGUCAACAUCCACGGGCUGUUCAGCGUGGCCAGCGCGUCCAUCAUCGAGAAGCUGAGCGUGGAGGGGGAGCACAACGACACCCCCAUGGACACCGAGUCAGCAAGUAAGAACCAAGGCAGAGAUGAGGAGCUGGAUAAAAUGCAGGUUGAUCAAGAAGAAGGUGUGCAGAAAAGUCAAGCUGAACAACAGAACCAGGCAGAUGAGGAAACUGAAAAUGCUGGAACUGAAACAAAGGCUGCUUCUGGAGAAAAGCAAGAUCAUCCCUCCCAGCCAAAGGCUAAAACAAAAGUUAAGAGUAUUGACCUCCCUAUACAGGCAAGCCUCUGUAGGCAGCUGGGACAAGAUCUGAUCAAUUCCUAUAUAGAAAAUGAGGGGAAGAUGAUGAUGCAAGACAAGCUGGAGAAGGAACGAAAUGAUGCUAAGAAUGCUGUUGAGGAAUAUGUGUAUGAAUUCAGAGACAAGCUGUGUGGAGCCUUUGAGAAAUUCAUCACUGAAGAAGACUCAAACAAGCUGACCUUGAUGUUGGAGGACACAGAAAACUGGCUUUAUGAAGAUGGAGAGGACCAGCCAAAACAAGUAUACAUGGAUAAGCUUCAGGAAUUAAAAAAAUUUGGACAGCCUAUCCAGGAAAGAUGCAUGGAACAUGAAGAGAGACCAAAAGUUCUAAAUGAACUGGGGAAGAAGAUUCAGCUCCUUAUGAAAGCAGUAGAAGCAUACAAAAAUAAGGAUGAAAAAUACGACCACCUAGAUCCUGCUGAGAUGGAGAAAGUUGAAAAAUACAUUAAUGAGGCUAUGAAUUGGUUGAACAGCAAAAUGAAUGCCCAGAACAAACUCAGUCUAACUCAGGAUCCAGUUGUCAAAGUGGCAGAAAUACUAGCAAAAUCUAAGGAAUUGGAUAGCUUCUGUAACCCCAUUCUGUCCAAGCCCAAGCCGAAGAUAGAAGCUCCCAGUGAGGGGCAGGCCAAAGCUAACGGGGAGCACAACGGGCCCGUGAACGGACAGAGCGCUGCUGAAACAAAGCCCGAACCAGCCAAGGACAACCCCCAGCAGACCAAACCCCCCGGAGAAAUGGAAGUGGACUAAACCUUGCAUUUCUUUUACUUCAUUAAAAUAGUGCAAGUAACCACAGGGUCCAUUCUUUUUGUCUGGUACACACCUCAGAUGUUCAGUUAUUCUUAGCCAAACUUCUGUCAUUUGUUGCUGAGUAGUUUUGAAAGUGUUUUAUAUUAAGUACACCUCUGAUGUUCAUUUCCACUGAUGCUGCUUAUGUGGAGCUUUAGCCAAAUGUAGAUUGUAUAAGUCAGUUGAAGCUUUCCCAAUAUAUUUUAUAUCAAACAUACAGAAUUGAUAUAUAAAUGGCAACAAUCUACCUUAUUUAAAGCUUUUAUUGUGGAUAAACCUCAGCUCCUUUAUUCAGGAAAGGAUACUGUAUUGCACUACUGAUGCUCAAGUGUAGAUCUAAUCGCAUCUUUAUUUUGGAAAAAUAUUGGAAUUGAAGUGGCAAAACCUGUCACUUGAAGCACUGACCUUUUCUAGUUAUUGUAUUGUUAUAAUUUAAAUAUUAAAAUAGAGGUUAGUUGGCAUACCAGUCCAUCUUGUUGAUGUACCAUGAGAAUUGUACGGUCUUUUUCAUAGGAACUGAAUAAUCGGAGCUUUUUGGCGUUUUUUGGGUUCCCAUCCCACUACCAGUCUUCACUGCAGACUGCUCCAGCACCGUGGCUCUGCUGGGUGCUGGAAUCCCUGGUCUCUGCACGUUGCUGUACAUACCCUGCUGAGCCUAGGACAGGGUGAUGCUGGUGAGAACAGCACGAGAGGGGAGAACAUUCAAGGCCUGCUGCGUAGCUUUCCCUUGAAAAUGUCUCAUUGCACAUGGAACUAUUAACGCUUCUUUUGUUUUGAAUUCCAUUUCCAUCUGAUUGUAUCUCAUCCUGGGGAGGAGAAACAACAGCAGCAGUGCUGUGCAAACUGGGUGUCAGCACCCUGAUUUUGAGGUGGCUUAAAUGCUGUUUGGUGCAAACUUGGAAGAAGUGCUGAGAGCUUCUUUAAGCCUUGAUGCUCAGCACAUAAAUUUUUUGGUCAAGGACCAAAACAAAAGAGCUUAAAAACUGGAUAUUAUUACCCCAAAGGUGGAAUCUACCUGAUGAAUUUGCAUAGUUUACCACUUAGCUUUGGUCAUUUAGCUCUCUAAUGAAAGUGUAUACAAUGUAUUACACAGUAGAAAAUCACUGUUUUCUUUGAUACAUCUUAAAUGUUGUCAAGGUCCAGUCUGUGUCCCAAAUAUAUUCCAAAUGCUUCUGUCAGUCACUGAGGUGCUGCUGCACUUGCUAAAGCCAGUCACUAUUGACUUCAAAACUCUUCUGUUACCAGAAUGGCAGUGGGCUAGUCUAAGUAUGAAAACUGUUUUUUUUUACCUAGCAUCAGAAACUAAAAUAAGUUGCAGUGUAAUGCUGCAGUGACUUGAAGUCUGUCCCAGAAACAAAUUCAGAUGUUAACCAGGCACUCCUACAGUGGUUCUCCCGUAGGAGGUGUUGCUGUUGUAAACAAGUGAAGAACCACAGUCUUGUUUCUGGCUUUGACAGCCAUUUAUCUUCAGCCAUGCCAUUCAUCUUCUACCACUGCUCAUGCCAGAAAGUAACUCAUGACCCCUGGGAGAGGUGAAUUCAACUCUCUCAUACCUUCACAGAAAAUGGAAGCGUCAUUCAUGGCUGUACAGAAAUCUGCCAGACUAGUUCAAGUGCUGGAAUUGCAUCUUCAUGACUGACUUCAAGUGACUGAGAUGCAUCUACUUUUCUCUCUUCCAUGCAGUCAGAGUGGGUGGUCUGACACUGUAAGUUUACAUGUUUAAUGUCCUUGAGCAAAAACUGAGUGACUUUGAGGAGAGCUGUUCUGCAGCUCAGCUCUUCUGUGACCUCAGUCCUGAGUUCUGCCACGGUUGUCACUCCUCUGGUGCUGAGGUGUGACAGUACUGCAGCAUCAGUCAGCCUGGGCUGGCUUGGGUCUUGUAGGCUUUAACAACAUUUAUAUCCUCAUGGCUUUUACCACAGCAGUGUAAUGAGCAGCAUUCUCAAGUACUGGCUUCCUAAAAUCCAGCUACACAAUAAUUUGUCUAGGUAGACUUCUUGGUACCUGUGGUAGAAGAGCACAAAACUGCAGAAAUCUCCAGUGUCAGCUCUCCAGUAGCUAAAGGCUCAUGUGCAAGAACUGAGUGUCCUCUGCUCAUGGCCAUCAGAUGCUUAAUGCCACAUCACAGAUAUCUGAAGCAGUGCUUAGGAUAAAGGCUAGAGUAAUUCUGCACGCUUAAAAGCAGAUAUGGUUCAGACAAACAGUUGUAGUCAAGUUUUCUUACUAGAAUAGGAGGUUUUCCUGCUGUGCAUCUGGUCUGUCUCUAGAUCCCCCUGAAGAGGAAUGCAGCCCAGAGAAGCUGGCUCUGAGGUCCAUGUUAGGAAUCCCAUUUGGGAUGGCAGAGUUGAUCUUUCACAGCGAGGUUCACAUUAAUGUAUGACUUGCUCAUAUGUAAUCUGGUUCCUGUUACAAAGAGGAGAUUUCACCAGGACAGAUUUAAGUACUUACACACUAGGCACAACUUGUGGUUUUGUGUGUCAGACUCAAUGAGCAAGGUCCCUCUGCCUCCCCUGACAGCCCCAGAGUGAGUGUCUUGGCAACACCAAGUUUUGGUAGGGAACCAGCAGCAGUCUGCUGCUCUGCAUCUUGUAUAUUAUAACAGCAGGUAUUUGUUGAUAAUGUCUUACUUGAAACUUUCUGCUGAGGGCAAGAUACGUUUCUAAUAUUUGAAAAUGUUCCCUCCAUGUCUCACAAAAAGAAAAAAAGGAAGCAACACUAUCUUUGUAAAGGCAGUAGAGUUUGUUUAAAAAACAAAAGUUUUGUAAAUUGGGUUCUGAAGUGUCAUGUAGAGAUUUAGUUAGAAACCAGAUACAUUGGUUCAUUUUCUAUACAGAAACCAUAGAUACAUUGGUUCAUUUUACCAGUAAGAGCUUCCUUCUUUCCUUUGAAGAGGACUCAUUCUCUCCUGUGUGGAGCAUUAAUGGACUCGCUCAAGAAAGGACUUCACAAUUUAUUUGUUUUAAUUUUCUUUACUAAACUGAGUUUAGUCUAGAACUGAUGAAUGAGUUCCUUUCCACUUUUAUUAUUACGGUACUUUAGACUCCAAGGAGUUCCUUCGAGUUUCAGAUGUAACAUAAACACUCAAGUUCGGGUAUUAUGCUCUUUCUUGAAGCUGCUGCUUCAUGACAAAAUACCCCUUGAUUGUGAAUGAAGGAUUUGAUUUUUGUAUGUCUGAAUUUGAACUAAGACUCCUCUCCCUUGCUGGCUUCUGGCAGUGUCCUUGCACUGCUCAAACACUGCCUUUGGGGCAUGUUUGCAGAGCAGUGAGCAGCUGGUCCUGGCUGCUCAGGGGCAGCUGGGAAAUACCCAACCUGUAUUCCACAAGCUGUAUUCCCUGCCAAGGCCCCGGGGCAGAGCAAGGGGGGAAGCAGUGCAGUGUCUGCAGUGCAGUGUCUGCAGUGCAGUUCCAGUAUUUGGGACCCCUUGGGGUGGUUUAAGGUAAAGCAUCCAAUCUGUGUGUUGAUGGGAUUUCUUUGUAUCUUCAACAUUUGAAAUUCCUUAAUGUUUUGCAACAUCUCUGUGUGCUGAACUCCAGUCUCUCCUACAGAUGGCUAAUAACAGUUCUCAAAUACUCCAUAUUUAAGUGGGGGUUUUCAUGUCAGGAUUGUGUAAAUGUAGUUUCAGGAAACAAGCAAGGAGCUGGCAGGAUUUUCUUCCCAAUUAUUUUUUGACACCAGUGUGAAAAAUGAACAGCCUUAACAAAAGUUGGAAUCUACACUUGUCAGAGCUCUUGGUUUUCCAUGCCUGUCAGUUAACCAAUGCUAGCAUCCAAAACACAAAGCCAUGGUGCAAACAUGCUGUGUUUGCUGGUUCAAAGCACCUGCCCAGCUGCUCUAGGAGAAGAAGCUAAAUUCAAUUCCCAUAGAUUCAGACAUCACGAAGCUCAUUCCUCAAAAUAGGACUUCUCAUUGCUGUGUAAUCACACUGUAAUACUUCCACACUUCUGGGACCCCUUCUCAAGUGAAGCUCAGAUGCCCAAACUUGAGUUGUGGGCUGGUGUAAGGUCUCCCUGCCCUAAGGAUGCUUAUAUUAAUUGCUACUAGCUGUUAGGUUAUUAACUGGAUGGAGGAAUAUUUUGUUGCCUCUUACACUUCUGCUACUCUUAGGUUUUUUCUUCUUCUGGGCACAAGGAGACAGAAACACUCAAAAGAGGUGGUAAAAAACAUGUUGCUUAACAAAAGUCAUUAAUGCCUCAUAAAUAAUAAUUUCAGCUCCCAAGAUAGCAGUUGGAGUAUAAACACAAGCUCUUAAAAGUGUGUGGUGGCUGACUCCUAGCUGAAUUCUUCAUUUUCUGCAGUUGAAAGUUGAAGACUUCAACCACUUACUACACAUGUCAACAACAGUGAAAACAACUAAAUGUGACUGUUGGCACUGCAGAAUAUUAAACCAGGAAUGUGCUUGAUGUGACUUACAUGAUACAGCUGCUAAACUUUGGUUUCCUUCUUUCCUGGUCAGAAGGAAACAUGUCAAGCAAUGAAAACCAGGAAUCAUUGCAAUGAAAUCCAUCAAGAAUAAUUUUUAACAAAAAUGCAAUUAAGAGCUAUACCCACCAGCCACCUCUACCAAGUGUUGAAAUAGUUUAAUUAAAUUGAUCAGAAAAGGUGGUAGUCCCUGAAUGUUGCAGUGCUUGGAAAAGUUUCUUUCCAUAGUCUAACUCCAGGGGAUGGGGGGGAGGAGAUGGGAGCAUCAGAAUUUCAAGCAGUGUUUAAGUAUGGAAAAUGUUUACCAUGUAUGUAAAUGGGAUUCUUAGUAGUGACAGAUCAUGUGCAAAUUGACAAGACUUGGAUUUAUUUUUGAAUGGCAAUACAGAUUGUCAAGGUUGUGUAUAAUUAUAAUAAAUAUAUAAACAGCUACUUGAACCAGAAA
This is a messenger RNA of Agelaius phoeniceus (red-winged blackbird), 8628 nucleotides long. Lineage: Eukaryota; Metazoa; Chordata; Aves; Passeriformes; Icteridae. The record is from RefSeq and is a predicted model, not a curated record.